Molecule: messenger RNA, 525 nt
Organism: Antrostomus carolinensis (chuck-will's-widow)
Lineage: Eukaryota; Metazoa; Chordata; Aves; Caprimulgiformes; Caprimulgidae
Gene: MRPS23
Product: mitochondrial ribosomal protein S23
Exons: 4
Biological process (GO): translation
Cellular component (GO): ribosome; mitochondrion
Molecular function (GO): structural constituent of ribosome
Source: RefSeq, a predicted model, not a curated record
AGGACCCGCAACCUGCUCCGCAUCGGGGUGAUCGAGAAGCCGCUGUGGUUCGAUGUCUACGCCGCCUUCCCCCCGCUGAGGGAGCCCGUCUACCGCGUGCCGCGGCCGCGCUACGGCAAGGUGAAGGAUGUCAUCGCUCCCAUCUUCUACCGGGAGGACGAAGUGAGAGCGAGAUUUUACAGAAUUUAUGGCAGUGGUCCAAGAGCUUUCGACCUGUCCCAAGCAAACUACAAAUCUACUUGCCAGAGGUUUGUCGAAAAAUUCUAUGAACUGAAAGAAGAAGGAAAAAUUGAAGAAGAAAAAUUGUUUGAAGAAACAGGAAAAGCCCUUUUAGCCAGUGGGGUCAUUUUACAGAGAAGAGGAACAGAGAGAGGAGCACAACAGGAUCAUCAGGACGUUGAAACCAGGGAUUCUGUAUUACACCUGCAGCUUCAGACUGUGUUGGAAGAGAUACAGGAAAAGAGGAAAGAUCGGGAGGAGCAGACACCAGAGUUGGCAGAAACACAGAAGGAAAAUCCCUCCUAA